Messenger RNA from Miscanthus lutarioriparius, 1872 nucleotides. The record is from the annotation of a GenBank genome assembly. Lineage: Eukaryota; Viridiplantae; Streptophyta; Magnoliopsida; Poales; Poaceae.
AUGGAGGACGGGGAGGCGGAGGAGGCGCAGCGGGACGCGAUCACGGCGAGGAUGCGGGCCCAGGACUACGCGGGCGCGAGGGCGCUGCUGCUGCGGACGCUGCAGACGAACCCCAGGCUGGAGGGCGCCCUGGAGAUGCUCCUGGUGCUCGAGGUCCUCUGCUGUGCCGCCGGCAGCGCGGCCGGCGGCCGUGGGGGUGUGGACUGGUACAGGGUCCUCCAGGUGCUGCCCGGAGAUGAUGGCACCAGGAUCGAGGCGCGCUACAAGAGCAUCGUGGCCCAGGUGGAGCCGGCCAUGGGGGCUCUGCCCGGCGUCGAAUUGGCCCUCAAGCUCGUUGAUGAGGCAUACGUGGUGCUGUCUGAUCCGGAGAAGCGAGAGGGGUUCAAUUCGAGGAACGUGUUCAAUCGGUUCGUUCGGUCUGGUGUUGUUGAUGCGCCACCGCCCGGUGGUACAGUCGUCCGUUCUGACAGGGUGAACAGUCUUCAUACAAAGGAGAUUAGGGGCGCAGAUGGUGCGAGCAAUGCAGCCUCGCAUGUCAACCACGCUGCUGACAGGCCAUGUUUUGAUGGAAGGGACCCCCUUCUUUCAAAUGUGGCAAGUUCUUCCGGGACUAAGAGGAUGGAUCCUUGCUUUCAUGGUGAUGACGGCGAGUUGCAGUCACCUGACGGCACUCAUGUUGACAAGAGGCAAAAGGGUGUCUGUGAAAAGGAUGUUAAUUGCAUGUCGCCCUCACAGGAAGAUUGGGAUGCCUGCUUUGAUGAUCCAUCACCUGCCAUGGAAGAAGAUUUGGAUGCCUGCUUUGAUGAUCCAUCUAGUGCCAAAGAAGAUGAGCUCUGCACUAGCAAGCAGUAUGAAUACCAUAACUUCAAGGAAGAUAGGGCGAUCAAGAAUUUUGCUGCUGGCCAAUUAUAUGUCUCAUGGUUCAAGCCCUGUCCGCAAACUCCUGAAGAUAAGAAAUGGUGCCAUGCUGGCUUGCCAUUGGUUUGUGGAACUUUCAUUGCAGAAGAACACCAUAUCUCAUUAACAUGUUCAACUAUGUUCUGUCACCAAAUUUUCAGCAACAACCUGAAUCAACAUCUUGAAGUUUAUCCCCAGGAAGGUGAGGUAUGGGCCAUUUAUAGUAAUUGGGGUAUUGGGUGGUACACUGAUCCUAGGAUGUGGAAGAAUAGUGCCUUCUCUAUUGUUGAAAUUCUUACCAGUUAUUCUAGUGAAUCAGGAUGCACUGUUGCACAUUUGGUAAAGGUAGAUGGGAAUGGAAGUGUUUUCCAGAGGCACUUCAAGAGUGGAACAGAGCACUUGUUACGCAUACACAGGGACAAUCUGAUCAUGUUCUCUCACAGGAUCCCUUCUUUCAGAUUUACUCCUGAGGCCGGAACUAUGUUCGAGCUUGAACAUUCCGCGGUUCCAGAAAAUAUUCACCAAGAAAAUACAUCAACGUGUAUUUCUCAUUUUUCUGAGCUUUCAGGUUUGCAUGAUGACACAAAUGGCUUCCCUGAAACUGCUGUUGCAAAAUUCUCAAAUCCUUCAUCAACAAGCAAAAUUGAAGCAGGUUCCCCAAUGCAAGCCAUGAUGAGCUGCAAUACCAAGUGGUCCCCCAAGGAUUUUCUAGAGGGUCAAAUAUGGGCUGUGUUUGAUUCUCGGGACCGGAUGCCUAGGUCUUAUGUCAGGAUUAUCCAUGUGGUUUCAUAUACCUCAGUUUUUGUUUUGAAGUUGGAACCUCACCCUAUGCUUAAUGAAGAGAUACAGUGGGUUGAAGAUGGUCUACCAGUUGCUUCUGGGGUAUUUCGCGCUGGUACUGAAACUACAUACAAGGAUAUCUGGGAAUUCUCACACCCUGUAGAGUGUGACUGGAGUGCAAAAAGGUCUUUUUAA